CGCCGUCGUAGGAGGCCAUUCGCGUGAGCUGGGUAGCUAGCUAGCUAGCUUUAGCUUUGGAUCUGAAGGAUAAGAAGAAAGAAGGGGAGAGGGGGGGGGGGGGAAGAGGAGUAGAGGCUGACACGUGGGUCCGUCCCAUCUAGUUUGACUGGCUAAAUUACAUGGAGAGUUGGCUAUAUGGCUAUUUGGAGAGGCCAAUUCAGAGAGACUGUUGGAGAUGCUCUAACUCCCAAAACCCUAUCCGCCGCCGCCCCCUUCUCCCUCUCGUCUCUCGCUCGCCCUCUCCCUCCCGCUCUCCCGCCGCCGUCGCCGCCUCCGUCUCCGCGUUCCCCUCGCGCCGCCGCCUCUGCCUCCGCCGCCGCGGCCGCGUCCACCUCCGUGGCCGUCGCGUCGGCGUCUCCGAGCGCCGUCGCCGUCGGCGAGGCGAGCAGCCAUCUCCGCCUCGGUCCCCACCGUCGCCGAGCGCCGCCGCUGCGAGGCGCCUCCUCCGGCCGCCGGCGUCCGGAUCCGGACUCCAUGUUGUCGGGGACGCGGAUCUGACCGCCGUCCAUGCGCUGGGCAGCGUCUCCUCCUCCGCCGUCGCCGAGCAUCGCCAUUUUCGCCUCCACCUCGCUCUGGCGCUGUCGAGCGCCGCCGCCGCAGCACCCGUCCUCCGCUGCCGUUGCCAUCGCCGAGCGCCCCUGCUGGGUCCUUCGCCGCCAUCGCCGACGGCCGCUGCUCCGUCCUCCGUUGCCGCUGCCAUCGAAGAUACGACGUUGGUGACGGAGCCGGCAUCAAUGAAGGCGGUGGCAGCAGCGAGAAGAGGAGAACCCCACGGCAACACCACCACCAUCGUCGUUCCUGUCGUUGCAGCCCGGACUGCUUAUAAUCUGGCACUUCACGAACAUGGGCCAAAGCUCUAUGACAAACUGACAGAAGACAUGGAAGAUCACCUGCAAGAAAUGUGCGUAUCGAUUGAGGCUGCUCAAGGUGGUUUAAAAAUUAUAGAUAGGUUCAGUCAAGAGAGUACCUUGCCCUAUUAUUUGCUUCCGUUUGUAUGGGAGAACAUCUUAGCUUGCGCUUUAAUUGUUGCAGCAGAGUGAAGUUAUAAUUUCAGGCUUCGUUCCAAACAGCUAGCGUGUAUACCACAGCACUCUAUGGUUGGUGGCAGCAAAAGAUGGAAGGAAAAAACGUAUUAGCGGAUGGUGUGAUGGUGCCGUACUUGUUCAUCAGAGAAAACUAACAAGUCCACGGCGAAGCUGGGGAUUUAACUGGCAUUCGUAGAUUUCUUGGAUUUGGGAUUGGUUUGCAGCCUGAUUCAGACUAUAUGGACAUUGGAGGGUGAAGCUUGUUUUAUGUGCAGGGGUGCUUUUGGAGGCAGAUACGGUCUUCAUCCACCCGACGGUAGAUCCGAGCAUGUGCAUUUGUGGCGGUGCGAGGCAGCAGGCAGCGGCCAGUAGCCCGAGAACCCCGACCUCGAUGCCCUAAUGGGCGUCACGCCAUAUGUGACGGAGAUACGCGACGAAUUGGGGGUGAGCCAGGGAGACUGCGCGAACCAUGAUCUUGCGAGUUGCGAGCGCUGGGCCUGGCCACCGUUUUCAGGCCGUUGGGCAAGCUAGGAGGCAAGACCUUGGAGACGGGAAGCUGAUCUACUUCUCCAGUCUCCAGUUAUGUCUUGCAAUUCGUAACUCCCUUCUUGGCUGCGGCCUACAGCCCUACAGCGAGUGGGUUCGAGCCCAUCCUCCAUUCUCAACCUGGAUUUGCCACUCAUCAAGCCUCAAGGAAAUUGGUGGAGAGUACCACAAGUUGUGGCUUAUCGGCAAUGAAUGAGAUCCUAUCUGGAGCCGUAUAGGUGAUGAUUUAUCAGAAUCCGGCUAUUAGCAUUAUUGUUUCAGUUGUAAAAGAAUAUGUUGAUUGUUAGGACAGGCUUUCGACCAAUUAGGCUCCUCAUCUUGGCAAUAUUGAUGUUUUAUUUGUGGGCAUUACCGUCUUCCCUCUUUCAUGGACGGUAUGAUGAGGAACUCCCAUUGUGCAAGCUCUUCAGCAUGCCUAAUUGGCUCUUUCUGCAAAUCUACUCAACAUAUUAUCACACUCUUCGCACCAACCACGCAUAGGCCUUCAUGAAACAAGACAGAGUGUACUUUUCGACGAAAUACUCCAUAGAUCACAUAGCGCCACUCAUGGACAGCGCAACAGUGGAUAUACAAGUUCAAGCAUUGGAAGGCCCUUCAAUCACAAUGGUUCUCCACACAUCAACGGAUCAUCGUUGCAACUUAAAAGAUGGAUGGACAGACUUUGCAGUAAACAACAGCAUGAGGUUGCUCACUAUGCAUUUUCAUUUCUACAAGAAAAGCAUUUGCAAGCAACCAUAGAUAUCUUCUGAAGACCGUACUGGCCCUGCCAUACAGUCCUUUUGGUGCCAUCAGGGUUCGCUCUCCAUGAAACGUGAUGCUAAUAUCUUAUGAUAUCAAUAUGGUGUUAAUUAGCCUUGUGCCUUAUAAGGCCAUCGUGCAGACUGCACUUGUAAAUCUACUAUGCCACCCACAUAUUUAGCCACUGUUAUAAGGACCAAAUAGGCAACAUCCUUAUCUAUAUAUGGACACCUGAGUAAGUUAACAUGGUCACCUGCUAUAUUGCUUUCAACCUGUUUCUUUUUCAGUGUGCAAGUAUAACAACCGGAUUGUUGCUAUUCCCAACAUGUACGUGCAGGCGGCGCACCAUUGGCGCGUCCCACCCUCUAGUACAAUGUAUCAGACAAGUCAUUCAGACUAGAAUGUAUGAAUGGCAACUUGAGCC
This is a messenger RNA of Oryza sativa Japonica Group (Japanese rice), 2775 nucleotides long. NCBI's taxonomy places the organism in Eukaryota, Viridiplantae, Streptophyta, Magnoliopsida, Poales, Poaceae. The record is from RefSeq and is a predicted model, not a curated record.